Messenger RNA from Paraglomus brasilianum, 422 nucleotides. The record is from the annotation of a GenBank genome assembly. NCBI's taxonomy places the organism in Eukaryota, Fungi, Glomeromycota, Glomeromycetes, Paraglomerales, Paraglomeraceae.
AUGUAAAAUCCAAACCUCUAGAUAUGCUUAGAGACAAAUAUCCUAUGUCAAAUACCCGUUUUUAUCGGAUAUGGAAAGGGAAAGAGGUUUGUACAAACACUUGGAAUUCAUCUUUAGCCAAUCCAGGGAAUGAUAUUCCAAUAUCUGUAGUUGUGGGAGAGAAAAAAAAGAGGAAAUCAAAAUCCAAGUCUACUCGCAUUUCUGAUCAGCCUUUUAUUAAUAAAGAUCUAGAUGCGGUAACAUCCUCACUCUGUAAGACGGAAAAGAUAGGCAGAAUUUCAGAAGCAAAAAAAGAAACUACACCACCUGUUACCUCGCAAGAGACUGAAGAUGUUUUGGAAUUACAUAAGAGAAACCAAAAAGAUAUAGAAAAGAUUAGAGCGAGUGGUCGUACUCUUGUCUCUAAAUUAUCUGUUCCUUAG